This is a messenger RNA of Mya arenaria, 627 nucleotides long. RefSeq lists its product as uncharacterized. Lineage: Eukaryota; Metazoa; Mollusca; Bivalvia; Myida; Myidae. The transcript is spliced from 6 exons. The record is from RefSeq and is a predicted model, not a curated record. The coding region runs from base 105 to 491 and encodes 128 amino acids.
UUCACAGUUGCCUAUAACACAGAAGUAAAUUGUUCAGUAGUGAGACAUAACCUAAUGUAUGAGAAGGUGUUAAAGAGUAUUGGAAUGUUAAACAUAACAAAUUGAUGUCAGAUACUAAUGAAACUAAUGAUGAUGAUGACGUUGAUACUUACAGACGUGAAAUUUAUGCUAAUAGAAGGUCCCCAAGGUCCCAGCGUGCACCUUGCUUCGCUAAUGAUGCUAAUGAUAACGGUGAUGAUGAUUCAACCGAAAGUUAUGCAACUUGCCCUACCAAUAAUAGUGAAGAUGAUGAAAUUGAUACUUACAGACGUGAGAUUUGUGCUAAUUUAAGUUACCAAAGGUCCCAAAGUGCUCCUUGCUUUGUUCAAGUAAUCGAUGGAAGUUAUGAACCUUCCUCUACCAGUUUCGACAAUGUGAAGAAAGCUAAGGUGACGCGUUUUCAGAAAGUACGAAGGUUUUUUAUAUUCUGUGGAAGGAAGAAAUCGAAGUGAAAUGAGUUUCAAAGGAACUUUAAUUCCAACGUGUUAUACAUAGGGUCAUCGUUGACGACCCAACGCCUAUGAUCAGAGUGAAUGACUGAUGUGUUUCUUAUAGGUUUGUACAAGUUGUACAAAAGAAGAAACCUGC